This is a messenger RNA of Neltuma alba, 1776 nucleotides long. Its product is annotated as glycerol kinase-like. Gene Ontology annotation, molecular function: glycerol kinase activity. Gene Ontology annotation, cellular component: mitochondrion. NCBI's taxonomy places the organism in Eukaryota, Viridiplantae, Streptophyta, Magnoliopsida, Fabales, Fabaceae. Gene Ontology annotation, biological process: phosphorylation; glycerol metabolic process; glycerol-3-phosphate biosynthetic process. The record is from RefSeq and is a predicted model, not a curated record. The transcript has 4 exons. Bases 53 to 1603 code for a protein of 516 amino acids.
UGUAUAUCAGCACGAACAUUUAGAGGUAGAAGAAGGAAAAAACAAUAAGAAAAUGGCGGACAAGGAAGUGUUCAUUGCUUCACUUGACCAAGGAACUACCAGCACUAGGUUCAUGAUCUACGAUCGCUCGGCUCAUGUUAUCGGAUCGCACCAGGUCGAGUUCACUCAGUUUUACCCAAAAGCAGGAUGGGUGGAGCAUGAUCCAACAGAGAUCUUGGAGAGCGUUAGGGUGUGUAUUGCGAAGGCGCUGGACAAGGCGACGGCUAAUGGAUUCAAUGUGGAUAAAGGAUUGAAGGGUAUUGGUCUGACCAAUCAGAGAGAGACGACUCUGGUUUGGAGCAAAUCAACUGGUCUUCCUCUCUACAACGCCAUUGUUUGGAUGGAUGCUCGUUCCAGUUCUGUUUGCAGAAAAUUGGAGCAGGAUUUGCCUGGUGGUAGAAUCCAUUUUGUGCAAACUUGUGGUUUGCCCAUAAGUACAUACUUCAGUGCCACUAAACUCUUAUGGUUAAUGGAGAAUGUGGGUGCGGUCAAGGAGGCUAUAAAGAAAGGAGAUGCUCUGUUUGGAACUGUAGACACCUGGUUGAUAUGGAACUUAACAGGGGGGUUGAAUGGUGGGUUGCAUCUCACUGAUGUUUCAAAUGCAUCAAGGACAAUGCUCAUGAAUCUCAAAACCCUUAACUGGGAUGAACCAACAUUGAAAACCCUUUCUAUUCCAGCAGAAAUCCUCCCUAAAAUUGUAAGUAACUCUGAAGUCAUAGGAAAAGUCUCUACUGGAUGGCCAAUCGCCGGUAUCCCAAUUUCUGGAUGUCUAGGAGAUCAACAUGCUGCAAUGCUUGGACAAGCUUGCCUUAAUGGUGAGGCUAAAUGCACUUAUGGCACAGGUGCUUUCAUACUCAAAAAUACUGGCCAAAAUAUAGUUCGAUCAAAGCAUGGUCUUCUUACCACCUUAGCCUUCAAGCUUGGUCCCAAAGCUCAAACAAACUAUGCUCUGGAAGGAUCAAUAGCUAUUGCUGGAGCUGCAGUGCAGUGGCUCAGAGACAGUCUUGGAGUAAUUAAGAGUGCUAAUGAGGUAGAGGAAUUAGCAUCAAUGGUUGACUCCACAGGGGGGCUCUACUUUGUUCCGGCUUUUAAUGGCCUGUUUGCUCCAUGGUGGCGUGAUGAUGCUCGUGGGGUUUGUAUUGGGAUUACAAGAUUUACAAACAAAGCUCACAUUGCUAGAGCUGUGCUUGAGAGCAUGUGUUUCCAAGUGAACGAUGUUUUAGAUUCAAUGAACAAGGAUUCAAGUGAGGAAAAAAUGAAGGAGUUUUUGCUGAGGGCUGAUGGUGGGGCAGCUGUUAACAAUCUUUUGAUGCAGACUCAGGCAGACUUGUUGGGAAGUGCUGUGGUUAGACCAGCUGAUAUAGAGACAACAGCACUAGGUGCAGCAUAUGCUGCGGGAUUAGCCGUUGGUGUAUGGACAGAAGAUGAGAUUUUUGCUUCAGAUGAGAAGCGAAGGAGAUCCACGAUUUUUAUACCCAAGUUAGAUGAAGAACUGAGGAAGAAGAAGGCAGAGUCUUGGUGUAAAGCUGUUUCUAGAACUUUUGAUUUGGCUGAUCUAUAUUGAUGAUUAUAAUCAACUAUCUAUUCUAUAUAGUCCCUAUCUUUGUAGCUUAUUUUCUUAUCUUUUUCUUCAUCAGCCUAUUACCCUCACAAGUCAGAUCUAGACUGUUAUGAUUCUCUUAAUCUUUGUGAAUAACUGCAGCAACUAGCUGGCAUUGAAACUAAAAGAAAAUGUUC